UACUUAAGAAUUAAGAAUACUAUUUUCCUAGUCUAGACGCCGUGGCAAUGAAAUAUGCAUUUUAUUAAAAUUAUGAGUUUUUUUUAGUAAAACAUUAUAUUUUUCUUAAAAUCUGCCUCCGUUUGCUUCUACUACUCGUAGAGUAAGGAAAAGUAUUAAAACUAUAAUAAUAAUAUUAUAUUCAAUGUUAAUCCAAAUGUGCCUAUUUCAGAAUUUUAAAAUAUAGAUUUAAAUAUAUAUUUAGCUAACGAAAUCAUCGAAUGGCGAGCUAAUAGUUUGAACAGAAAAAAAAAACAUUUGAGAUAGAAAAAAAACAACGAUAGAAUGGGAGCUUCAAUUUGAAUAGUAGUUGUGAUUAAAACAUAAAUAAAUAAGUAACUUAAUAAAUAAUAUUGUAUUGGAAAUGUUUGCCCUCCAUACUAGUGCCAAUUUCUCGAAAAAGUUUCAGAAAUUUUCAUAGAUCAAUAAUGAAUAUUAUAUCAAAGUUUUUUUUAACAGUAUUACUUUUUGAUUUAAUAUGCGUUUAAUUUCUUCUCACAUUAUAUUCUUCUUCUCUUUCCAAUCUAUAGAACUUAUAACUCUGUAUAAUAAAGUCUACCUAAUAUUAUUAUGUUUUUCUGCAAAAACUGUGCAAAUUUUUGGAACUUACGCAGAAAUAUAUUUAAAAAGAGUUGUAGAGAUCUUAAAUGUAAUGUAAGAUAUUCUUCUGGCAUGAAGACUACUUUAUUUACUUACUUCUUUUUAUUUAAAGGCAAAUAAGUUUAUUUCCCCAAUGUCUCUAGUUUUCUGUACAUAAUGAAUGAUUUUGAUAAACAUUAUAUUUAUUUCAAUUUAUUUUCUUUGAAAACUUUCAUUGAGUAAAAAUUGUAAACUCGUUUUUUUAUUAUAUAUUUUUUAAAUCAGAGAAAAUGUUGUUCCUAAUGCAUAAGAUAAAAAUACAAUAACUUUAUACAAUUAAAUAGUUACCUAACAAUUAAUAUUAGGGGAAAGCUGUUCUUGAAAGAUUUAGAAAAAUAAAAAUAUAAGAAUGAUUUAUGAGUAUUUAAUUCGUAUUUAUAGUAAGUGUAAGCCAUUAUUAUUAAUCAGGUAUCGUUCUACAUAAUUAUGGAAUCUAAGGACCGGUGUAAUUUUGAAUUUUAAUUUCGUUUAAGUAUUUCAUGUCUGGCUCUAGUGUAUUUAGGCUUAUUUCAUUGCUAAGAUUCAUCAAAACUGGUUCAGUUGUUUAAAAUAAUUGUCAUCUAGGUACUUUUGAGCGGUCAUUUUAUGAAAGUGCUUUAUGCCACACGGUGCAAUAUGUUAUCGAAUAAAAUCCGAUAGCUUCGUUAGGUUUUAAAAGGCAAUAACAUAAAAAAUAUCACUAAUGGUUCGUUAGAGAAAUACUUUAAUUGGUGCACAGUCGCGGGAGGGCCGUGGCACAAAGAAGAAGGCAAUAUUUCACAAAUAAUAAGGAGAUGCAGAUUUUUACAGGAUAUGUUUUUUUUAUGUUAUGCCACUUUAUACCGUGGGCCACGGCCAGUGGCGAGCUGUCGUCGAUGCAAAUGCUCGCCCGCCUUGCUUUUAUAACUGUGGACAACGUAAGUAUUCGGUUUGGUUUUUACCUACCACUAGUUAAAUAAUUAAUAGGUACGUUUACUUUGACUAGAUUUAUUAAUUCAAUUCUUUUUUUCUAUAUUUUUUUAAAUGCCUUUUCAACUACCUAGAUAAGGACAGGGUUUUUGGGUAGGAGGCCUAGGUACUGGAGCGUUCCUACUGUAGUAAUUCAUAUGUCAAUGUAAUCAUUUUUAAGUGGUUCAAUGUUUAAUUUAUGAGUUCAGUCUACAACCAUUUGGAAAUUCUGUCUAUGUGAAGAAAAAAAUGCGAAAAUUUGCAUUAUCAGUGUCGUAUCUACUCUAUUAAAGCUAUUUGUUAACUCUCGUGAGUUACACUGUACCUACUGAAGGCCUUGCACGGGGUUUAAGACGUGAUAAAAGUUUUACGUCGCACUCGCUCACGAAGUCGCGCGAUGUGAGUGAGCGCUACACAAAACGUUUGUCACGUGUUGUCUUGCAUCCCGUGCUAGGCCUUCUGACAGUCUAUGGUUCCACAGAAACCCUACAACAUGCCUAGUGAGAAGGAGGUGGACAUGAAGUAUGAUUAUUCUGAGGACAAGUUCUCGAGACUACAGGAUUAUUACAACUAUAUGAAUGCGAGAAUACGCGAGCCACAUAAUCCGGCGGACCGCAAACAGUUGUUAGAAGGUGGCCAAAAACGACUCAAUGCAUUCAUAGACACCCACAUUAAAGACCUAAAGAGGCUUCUGUUCGCCACCGACGCGGCGCUGACUUCUAUGGUUCAGUUGAAGCUGAACAAGAAAAUGGACGCUUCGGAGGAGAAGAUCAGGGCGACACAAGCGAAAAUACCCUUCGGGCUGUAUACUAGCCCUGAGUUCAAGUGUCUGGGCACGUCGUACUACAUCGCGUCGGCACACAGCCAGCAGGACGCGCAGAUGGUUCUCAGCAGCGAGCGCCGCCCGCACUGCUACACCUUCCGCGGAGCAUUCGCGUUCGCGGGCUACUACCACCGCCACUCGGAGUCCACGUACGUGGGCCCGCACGGGGAGCAGUUCCAGACGCGAGACCUCAGCCAGGGCCUCUACUGCCAGUCUGAUGACAGCGACGCGCAGUGCAUUUAUAAAAUAAGUCCCCGUGAAGAGUUCCCCGAGUCCGUGGAGUACGAGCCCAAGGUGUCGUACUGGUGCGGCCCCUACCGCUACUUCCUACCGCCCACCACCGACAUACGAUGCAUCUUCUCCAUAUUCUCCAUGAACUUUGUGUUGAGGUUCGGCUACGAUGGGGUCACUUAUAAGAACCAGGAUUUGUCGUUUAUGUACCAGAACGGGCAGCAGUUCUACACGGACGAGCCGUGGGCCGGGCUCUCGUGCUGGAACUGGGCCUGCAAGUGGCGCCACAACCAGAACCAGCGGUCCAGCGAGUUCAUGGUCAAUUAAAUGAGGUUUUCUAGCAGAAUGUUGUCUUUAUAAAUAAAUUGAUAUCA
Plutella xylostella (diamondback moth) is the source of this 3033-nucleotide messenger RNA. The record is from RefSeq and is a predicted model, not a curated record. NCBI's taxonomy places the organism in Eukaryota, Metazoa, Arthropoda, Insecta, Lepidoptera, Plutellidae.